UACGGAAACUUCAUUUGUGGCUCCUAUCAGGAUCGUUAUACACGGUCUUGCUCAGGCUACACUGGCCCUAAAGGACUGUCAGGGACUUGAAGGUAGGAAGUGUGUGCCUCAUUCGUCUUUGGAACCCCAGAGUCGAGCAGUGUUUUCAGGGCGAAAACAAGACGGAAAGCGAACAGUUAGGGAAUCCCCACAGAGCUCUAGGUACUUCGACCACUGCUUUCCAGGGUGGUUAUUCCAGCAGGGGUCAGAAGCCGAGACUCCAUCCGUUCCCGGGGCAACGGGACUGUGACGCAACGCAGCCACGGGUCCGCCCUCGAGGGAUUAGGCUGCGAGUUUAGGAACGAAUUAAGCGAGCGAGAAUUAGAUCCUCUGAACGCGGAACACCCCGCACGACCGCACCCCUUCAGUGCCGCCGCCCGCACGGUGGCUUCCGGGCUUUUAGGGUCGCCCAGUUCUAGGAACGACAACUUCCGGCCGCGAAGGUCCCCCGCUCCGUGGCUUGCCGGGGUCCUAGCGAAGGAAAGGUGGCCGCGGCGGCCGCCUGACCCCUCACGGAACACGGCGACAAGGGCUGCUGCCUUUUCCCGGGAGGCGGCGGCGACAGGAGCGCUGAGAGGAUCCGCACGCCGGCGGAGCUCGUCCAGGGAAGAGAAUUAGGUCGGAACGCGGCGUGAAGUGCGGACCCGGAGUGGCCCGUCAGGCGGGAGCCGGGCAGGUGCUGGGGCGGAAGUGCGAAGACGCGGUCGGAGCGGAGCCGUCUAGGAAGCGCCGGCCGCGGGUCACCCAACCUGGAACGGCGGCCGCGCUACAGCCAGACCGCAGCGAUUAGGGCUCGGGGACGGCAAGAUGCCUCUGUUCACCGCUAACCCCUUCGAGCAGGACGUGGAAAAAGCCACAAAUGAGUACAACACUACAGAAGAUUGGAGUCUUAUCAUGGACAUAUGUGACAAAGUUGGAAGCACUCCUAAUGGAGCAAAAGAUUGCUUAAAGGCCAUAAUGAAGAGAGUAAAUCAUAAGGUUCCUCAUGUUGCUCUGCAGGCAUUAACUCUUCUUGGGGCUUGUGUGGCAAACUGUGGAAAGAUAUUUCAUUUAGAAGUAUGUUCCCGUGAUUUUGCAACAGAAGUACGUGCUGUGAUAAAAAAUAAGGCUCAUCCUAAAGUAUGUGAAAAACUGAAGUCUUUGAUGGUAGAGUGGUCAGAAGAAUUUCAGAAGGAUCCUCAGUUUAGUCUGAUAUCUGCAACUAUUAAAUCUAUGAAAGAAGAAGGAAUUACUUUUCCUCCAGCAGGUUCUCAGACUGUCUCAGCUGCUGCCAAGAAUGAUACAUCAUCGAACAAAAACAAAGAAGAUGAAGACAUAGCUAAAGCUAUUGAAUUAUCAUUGCAAGAGCAGAAGCAGCAGCAUGCAGAAACAAAAUCCUUAUAUCCCUCUGCAGAAAUUCAGUUAAAUAAUAAAGUUGCAAGGAAAGUGAGAGCUUUAUAUGAUUUUGAAGCCGUUGAGGACAAUGAACUCACCUUUAAACAUGGUGAAAUUAUUAUUGUUUUGGAUGACAGUGAUGCCAAUUGGUGGAAAGGAGAAAAUCACAGAGGAAUAGGACUCUUCCCAUCUAAUUUUGUAACAACUAAUUUAAACAUAGAGUCUGAGGCAGCAGCUGUGGACAAAUUGAAUGUAAUUGAUGAUGAGGAGGAGGAAAUUAAGAAAUCAGAGCCUGAGCCUGUUUAUAUAGAUGAGGAUAAGAUGGAUAGAGCCCUGCAUGUACUCCAGAGUAUUGAUCCAACAGAUUCAAAACCAGACUCCCAAGACCUCUUGGAUUUAGAAGAUAUCUGCCAACAGAUGGGUCCAAUGAUAGAUGAAAAACUUGAGGAGAUUGAUAGGAAGCAUUCAGAAUUGUCUGAAUUGAAUGUAAAAGUCUUGGAAGCCCUGGAACUAUAUAACAAGUUGGUGAAUGAAGCACCGGUAUAUCCAGUCUAUUCAAAGCUCCAUCCUCCGGCACAUUACCCCCCUUCAUCAACCGGGAUUCCAAUGCAGACAUACCCAGUUCAGUCACAUGGUGGAAACUAUAUGGGUCAAGGCAUUCACCAAGUCACUGUUCCCCAAAGCUAUAGCAUAGGACCAGAUCAGAUUGGUCCACUGAGAUCUCUGCCUCCAAAUGUCAAUUCCUCGAUGACAACACAGCCUGCACAGACUCCAUAUUUAAGCACUGGACAAGACACUGUUUCCAACCCUGCUUACAUGAACCAGAACUCUAACCUUCAGUCAGCUGCUGGUACUGCUGCUUACACACAGCAGAUGGGAAUGUCUGUGGAUAUGUCGUCUUACCAGAACGCUACUUCUUCCAGCUUGCCACAACUGGCCGGCUUUCCAGUGGCAGUUCCAGCUCAUUCAGUCGCACAGCAGCAAACAAAUUACCAUCAGCAGCCUCUUCUUUAGAACAAACCAAGCAUUUUCUUGAAAGCCUUCAUAUGUGUAUUACUUGACCCUUGUGAUUCUAAUCUAAAAAUAUUAAAAGGAAAAAAUUUUUUUCUCAACUCAAAAAAAUCAUGAAUAAAUAAAGCACAAAAACUUAUCUUACUGUGCUAGGCCAUGAAGGGCUUUUUCAGUCCAAUUUGUUUGAAGUGCAACUUUGAUCAGAGGCAGCUUCAGAUAGCUUCCAGUUAAUUUUGUCUUACUUUCAAAUCUCUCUACGCAAAUCUGGACACCCAGUAAGUAGCCUUAUGACACUAAAUAGCAUGAGCUAGGAGUAUGAAGUUUUUGCUUUAAAGACACCACUGUUUAUCCCUAAAACAUCAUGGUAACUGGGAGAGCACCAAAACCUUUGAGUAUUUUUUUUUUUUUUUGUCUGCUUAUUUUUUUCAGUGUCCGCCACAAACCAUUAUUUUAAAAAAGGCAAACUUCUUUUUGGGUGAGCAUUUAGUUUGCCAGCAUAUUUCCCUUUGGUUCCUUAAAUUGCAGUUGUGUUUGCAGUACUGUCAGUUUUGCUCUCUUUUCUGUUGAGUAAUAAUUAGCAUAUAAUUGUCUAUAGAAGCAAGAGCAAUUUGGAAGGAACAAAAAUGUUUUCUGUUAUUAACGUGAAGACUGUAGAAAUGCAGAUGUGUGCGAUUAAGUGUUUAGCUACUUCCCUGUCAUGGCGGCUGUGGGCUAAGGAAUGCCCCACAAAACAUUUCCAUUCCCUGAAGACAAACGUUUUUCCUACAAGGCUCCCUUGUAUUUAGUAUUGCCACUAAUGACCUUCUAAAGUGACCUUCUAAAGUGACUUUGGCCAUUCUCUAAUGAAAAUAAUAAGGUCCCCUGUUUUCCUUCCUGAAGUGUGGUGUGCAGAGAUGCUGCAUUUUCUUUUUACGGAUUACUUGUCAAUUUGACCCUUGAGACAUUCCUAGUAAUUUGAUGUGAUAUAUCCCAAGCAUGAAUAAUAAGUGUGUUUUUAUAGAUGUGUUGUUCAAGUACCAUUGCUAUGCCAGGCUAUUGAGAAAUUUGGCCAUUCCUUUCAGAGAUAAUUCUAAGCCUGUGGGAUUGAUAGGGUAGCUAUCAGGACAGUUUUUCUGAAGUCUGCAUUUUAUAAAUUUGCAGUGCUAAUAGAUUCCAUAUACUAUAGGAAUUACGUAGUAAACCAGUAGGGAUUGUUUUCUCCUAAAAAUACAUACACUACUGCAUCAUCUACCAACUUGUUAGAUAACGCAAAAUAGAAGAUGGCGAAUAUAUAUGCUUACAGAUACACGGUACUUAGACUGGGAGAAACAAAGGACAUAAGUGAAGUUACUUGCCUGGGAGCAAGAUUUCUAAAUUGUUUUUUAAAGAGAACCCUUAAUCUUUCUGCUAAGAAUCCAUUUGAAGACAGUGCUCUGAAAAUUUUUGUCAUUUAUCUAUUUACAGAAAUUUAAUUACAAGUAUGUUCUUUUUCCAAAGAAACUGUGUCCUAGAAUAAAAUAGUCUAUAUACUACUUGGUCUACAUUUAAAGGAAAAAAACCAACAGUAUUUGGAAGCCCAGUUUCUAUCAUUGUCUUAUUUCAGAUAUAAGUAACUGAAAAAGUUUUAACCUUGAAUGUCUCAUAUUCUUUUUUUCACCCAGUAUUUUCCUCCCAUGUGAAUUCAAUUAUAUAUUUACAAAAAAUGCUAAAAGGGUACCUUAUUUUUUGGAAAUGAAUCUUCUGUUCUUUAAAGAAAAAACAUAAAAAGCAUUUAUAAAGCUGCUCUUGAUAAUGUUGGCAUAUAUAUAUCAAAAAUCUUACAUCUUUUCCUCCCAGUGUUUAAUAAGGUUAUUUUAAUGUUUGUGUAAAUAUUUCAUGUAUAAUUGUGAUCAGAAUUGUAAAAGCUUAACUUGAGUAAGUCUUUGAACUAGUAUAAAUACUGUACACCCGCUAAAUUGGGAUCAGCCAAUUAAGUUCACCAAAUGUAGUUUUGGAAUAAUAUAACAUGCGACAUGUAUAUAAAUCGUGUAUAUUGGCAUUUAUCUGUGAAAUUUUAUACAUCCAGAAGUUUCUUCUCCCUCUUAAAUUAAAAACAAUUUUAUUUUGGCCACACUGUAAUGAAUUUUGUGUUGCAGGUUGUCAGUAGUAUAAAAUGUUAUUAAAUCUGUGUACUAAGAUGGUAUUUUUUGUGUUAAUAGGAAAUAACAGGGUUGUUAUUUUUCUUUCUUUUCCAUGAUCUUAUGGGUUGUAUUUAUUUUAAGACCUCUUUAUAAUUAAAUGUUUUCUGCCAAAGGAAUUGUCUAAUAUCAGAUUUCUACACUGGGUUCAUACUUGCUGUUUUAUAAAAAAAAUAAAAAUAACUUCUAUUUCAUAUGAAAUCUUGAUACAUUAGAAAAAUUUUCUGAGAAUUUAUAAUAAAAUUACUUUUCAUCAAUGUAGAAAGAAUUUCCCUUGGGUGUUAAAAUACAGGAAGUAGAUUAUGGUCUUGUAGUUUGGAAAAUGUACAGUCUGCCAACAUUGUCUUAUAAUUUGGUAAUCUACAAAAUUACCUGAACAUUAAAUAAUUAUACUACUUAUCAAUUAGGAUUUGAAAUUAUUUGCAAGUACAUUGUCCUCUGAUGUUAUUUCAAGGAGUUGAUACUUGACCACAUAACAAAUUUUCACUAUGUUUUACAGAGGAUUUAUAAAGUUUCACCUUCCAGAUUUUUUAAACAUUUAUUUUGAAUGUUCAAAAUAUUAUGGCUUUGGUAUUUUUAAAAUUUCUCGUAGAAAUCGCAAGUGUCUAGUCUUUUGGCUUCUGGGGAGGAUUUACUGAAUUGUUAUGAUGAGAAAGCUCAAGUUAUUUUUAUAAGUAAUAAAUUAUAAAUAAUAUAGCAUCAAUCUAUCAUGCUUUGUUUCUGUGAGAAGACAUUUUUCUUAUUUACUUAUAUCAGUCUUAGUCAAUAAAUAAAGGGAGGACUCAAUUCUAGGGAUUUAAUUUUUUUGUUGUUAGUACAAUUUAGUUUCUUUUGGAGAUUAAAGAUUUAGAUUUUUUUCAAGUUUUUUUCCCAGAAGAAUUAUUCUAAUUUUACCAAGCUAAAUUUGAGUUAGUUUUCUAAAAACCUUACUGUGUCAAAAAGAGAAAUUAUGUUGCUUCUUACAAAGUGUAGUGGGAGGAAUCGUGUGCCCCCCCCCCCAAAAAAAAAUUCAUGUUUGCCUAGUUUGUCAGGAUGUGACCUUAUUUGGAAAAAGACUUUGCAGAUGUAAUUAAGGAUCUUGAGGUGAGAUCAUCCUAGAUUUAAGGUGUCCUUUUAAAAGAGAAAACACACAGAUUACACAGCAAGCGGGACCUGUAAAGAUAGAGACAGAGCCUGGAGUGAAGGUGCCACAAAUCAGAGAUGGCUGGGGGCCACCAGAAGCUGGAAAAAGCGUGGAAGGAUUCUCCUCUAGAGCCGUCAGAGAGAUCACAACUUAGCUGAUACCUUGAUUCCAGAUUUCUGGCCUCUAAACAUGAGAGAGAAGACAUUGAUGUUGUUUCAACCCUAGGAAACGAAUAAACACGGAUAAAAGUGUACAGCAAACUCCUGAGUACCAACGAUUUCAAACAUAUAAAAUUGGUUAAAUUUGUUACGAGAAUUUGGAGACAAAUGUCUGUAGUCCAGAAGUAGCAGUCUUAUCUUUUCUAAAUUCUAAUGAAAUUGCAUGGAUUAAUGAAAGAUCCCUGUUGAUUCCAUUAUCCCAUUUUUACUUUUUUUUUUUUUUUUUUUACAUCACAUCUCAGUAAUUUCCUAUGCCAGAGAAGUUAACAGGAUGACAAUUUAUGCGUUUUCUAUCCAGUCUUCUAUCUUCUGUCUACCCACUCUUCUGUAGUGGGUAUUGACUGGACUGAAGAAAUGUUUAAAGGCAGGCAGAGGAACAGAAGAAACAAAACUGGUGGGUGGGUAUUUGCAACAAAGGCUACCAAAGAAUGGAGUUUGCUUUUCUUAUUUUACACCAUUUGCUGCCCUGAUAAGGAAAAUAAAGGCUUUCCAAUACCUAUUCAGCAGGUCUUUGACCUCUACUGAUUACCUGUUGGUCUAGGGAGCUGGCUACCUUUUUUUAAAUACUGAAAUGAACUCACAUAAAACUAGCUGUUUUAAAGUGAAGAACUCAGUAGCAUUUAUUAUAUUUACAAUGUUGUACAACCACUACCUCUAGUUCCAAAAUUGACCUUUUGUGUCUGCUCUGACUUACCAGAUAUUUUUUGAGCUUUAACUCCACAUAUACCACAGUGUGUGUGUGUGUCUGUAUGCCUUCGCACAUGUGCAUGUUUCAUAUUACCACAGUUUAUCCAUUCAUGUGUUGGAUACUUGGGUUGUUUUCAUCUUUUGGUUAUGUGCAUAGUACCACUAGGAAGGUGUGUAUAUGUAUUUGAGUACUAGUUUUUAGUUCCUUUGGCUAUAUAUAAGGGUGGAAUUAGUGGGCCAAAUGACAAUUCUAUGUUUAAUUUCUUGAGAAAUUACCAAAUCUCGCAGCUGAACCAUUUUUAUAUUCCUGCCAACAGUGCAGAAAGAUUCCAAUUUAUGUCCUCACCAGCACUUAUUUCUAAUUUUAAGAAAUUCUAGCCAUCUUUGUAUAUAUGAAGUUGUACCUCGUGAUUUUUAUUUCCAUUUCCCUAAUGAUAAAUAAUGUUGAGUGUCGUUCAUGUGCCUUUUGGCCACUGUAUAUCUCUUUGGAGAAAUAUCUGUGUAAAUCCUUUGCUCAUUUUUUAACUGGGUUGCCUUUUGUUGCACUGUAAGAAUUCGUUAUGUUCUGGAUACUAGACCUUCAAAUAGAUGCAUACCUUCAAACACA
Mustela lutreola (European mink) is the source of this 7215-nucleotide messenger RNA. RefSeq names its product signal transducing adaptor molecule 2 (gene STAM2). Gene Ontology annotation, cellular component: endocytic vesicle. The coding region runs from base 847 to 2427 and encodes 526 amino acids. The record is from RefSeq and is a predicted model, not a curated record. Gene Ontology annotation, molecular function: ubiquitin binding; phosphatidylinositol binding. The transcript is spliced from 14 exons. Gene Ontology annotation, biological process: signal transduction. NCBI's taxonomy places the organism in Eukaryota, Metazoa, Chordata, Mammalia, Carnivora, Mustelidae.